Messenger RNA from Clupea harengus (Atlantic herring), 472 nucleotides. RefSeq names its product SH3 domain-binding glutamic acid-rich-like protein 3. The record is from RefSeq and is a predicted model, not a curated record. NCBI's taxonomy places the organism in Eukaryota, Metazoa, Chordata, Actinopteri, Clupeiformes, Clupeidae. Gene Ontology annotation, cellular component: cytoplasm.
ACACCUCAGCACACACCACUGCCGUCCCAUAACUCCUCUCUACACAGCAGCAUGGCUAUCAUCAUCUACUUCACCAGCGUCAGUGGAUCCAGGGAGCUGAAGCAGCAGCAGACUGAGAUCUUCCAGUUCCUGGAUGCCAAGAAGAUUCAGUACAAGGCGGUGGAUAUCGCCCAGGACUCCAGCGUGAAGGAGGAGAUGAGGAGCCGGGUGGGCAACCCCACCGCCAUGCCCCCGCAGCUCUUCAAUGGGGACACCUAUUGUGGGGAUUACUCCGUGUUCUUCCAGGCCAUAGAGGAUGGAAAAGCAGAGACCUUCUUCAAACUCUGAUUAGAGUCACAAAAUGUACUUUCACUUCAGUUUUGCUGUUUCCUAAAUAAACUAUUUUGUUUUGGAGAUAUUUGGAGUGAUCCCCUCACUAUCUUUUCCUGAUUAUAAAUCAGCUAUUUCAAAUGACCUGAAAAUUAACCUUUAC